Gavia stellata (red-throated loon) is the source of this 1017-nucleotide messenger RNA. RefSeq names its product centromere protein K (gene CENPK). The transcript is spliced from 10 exons. The coding region runs from base 28 to 849 and encodes 273 amino acids. The record is from RefSeq and is a predicted model, not a curated record. Gene Ontology annotation, biological process: kinetochore assembly; mitotic sister chromatid segregation. NCBI's taxonomy places the organism in Eukaryota, Metazoa, Chordata, Aves, Gaviiformes, Gaviidae. Gene Ontology annotation, cellular component: nucleus.
UCGGGCAGAGCCGAGCGGGGAGCCGCCAUGGCUGAAUAUUUACCAGAAAUCACCAAUGACUCCGUUUGUCCUGUAGAUGCCAAGGAAGAACUCUUGGAUGAAUGUGAGAGUAUUUGGAAGCAGAUGGAAGAGUGUCAGAGCAAGCUAAUGCUUCUAGGAACAGAAACACUGUUAAAAUCAGAUGCCAAGCUUUCCUUGUUAAUGAUGCGACUGAAAGCUUUAACAGCAGAAUAUAAUCAAUGGCAAAAAAGAAGUCCUGAAAUAAUUUCUACCAAUCCAGAUGUACUGUUAGCAUUAGGAAAAGAAGAGUUGCAGAAAGUAAAGAAUGAUCUUGAAAUGGUGCUGUCAACAGUUCAGUCAAAGAAUAAACAACUGGAGGAAGAUCUGAAAAGAGAACAGCAGUGGCAUGAGGAACAGGAGCAGAUACUAGAUGUUCUUAAUGGAAUCGAAGAAGAGACAAAAACCCAAGUUGAACAACUUUCCAUAAAAAGUUUGGAUACUAGAGCAUUUCAUGAACUGCAAAAUAAAAUGUUGAAACUAAAGAUAUAUAAGGAAGAACUCUUGAACGCACUGGGUGAAUUCCUUGAAGAACAUUUUCCCCUUCCAGAGAAAGGUGGAAGUACUAAAAAGAAGAAGAAUUCUUCUGAAGAGCCAGCUGUAGAACUGAUAACACUUCAUGAAAUUUUAGAGAUUCUUAUAAAGAAAUUAAUGAGCACACCGCAUGAACCCUAUGUAACAAUCAAUGACUCAUUUUGGCCACCUUAUAUUGAGUUGCUGCUGCGAUACGGAGUUGCCCUGAGACAUCCGGAAGAUCCAAACAGAAUACGCCUAGAAGCCUUUCACAUGUAGCAAAGUGAAAGCAUGUUGUUUUGUUUACAUUAAAAGAAAACAAAGCACCAGUACUGUUACUUAAGGGCUAAGACAUACUUAGGUUUUAUGAUAAGCUUUUUUCAUAUCAGCAAUGUCUUCUUGUUGGGUGAUGAUUCUUUUCUUAUUAAAUAAAGUGUGUAUUUGGUC